Messenger RNA from Schizophyllum commune H4-8, 2110 nucleotides. Its product is annotated as cytochrome P450. The coding region runs from base 73 to 1704 and encodes 543 amino acids. NCBI's taxonomy places the organism in Eukaryota, Fungi, Basidiomycota, Agaricomycetes, Agaricales, Schizophyllaceae. The transcript is spliced from 17 exons. The record is from RefSeq and is a predicted model, not a curated record. Gene Ontology annotation, molecular function: heme binding; oxidoreductase activity, acting on paired donors, with incorporation or reduction of molecular oxygen; iron ion binding.
GGUAUGUUACAGGUAUAAAAGCGACUCGAGAGAGAUAGCCUUCGCGACCGCCCUCCGGCCCCAGUUGCCAAGAUGUUUGCGAAGGCGUUUCUCACCUUCGCUGCUCUCGUCAUCGCUCGCUCUGUAUGGCGGUUCCUCCAGCGCUUCGUAGUUCGUACACCGCUGGACAAUAUACCGGGGCCGGCACCUGCUUCUUUGAUGACGGGGAACUUCAAGCAGCUCUUCAGUGUUGACGGCUGGGCGUUCCACGAGAGGCUUGCCUCACAAUACGGUCCUUCCGUACGAUUGACCGGCGCUAUGGGAGAGCGAAUACUAUAUGUGGCGGAUCCGAAGGCUCUUUACCACAUCGUCGUCAAGGACCAAGAUAUCUUCGAGGAGCAUCCUCAAUUUAUCGCCGCGAACAGCGUCUUCUUCGGACCAGGCCUACUGACGACAACGGGCGAUCAUCACAGGAAGCAGCGCAAGCUCAUGAAUCCUGUAUUUUCUACCACGCAUAUGCGCAACAUGAUCCCUCUUUUCUACGAGGUCAUCGACGCUCUUCGCACUACGCUUGAGAGGAAGAUAGAGACAAGCCCCACUGAGGUCGACAUGCUCCACUGGAUGGGUCGGACGGCGCUCGAGUUGAUCAGCCGCAGUGGACUCGGAUACUCAUUCGACUCGCUCGCUCCGGACGCGGUACCGCAUCCCUACGCAGCCAGCGUCAAGGAGUUUAUCCCGACCAUGUUCCGCCUCUUCCUCCCGCGUGUUUACAUUCUCCCCCACGUUUACAACCUCGGCCCCGCCUGGUUCCGUCGCGCGGUCGUGAACCUUAUCCCCUCGCCGACGAUGCACGCCCUGCGCGACAUGACGGACGUGAUGUGGAACACGUGCAACGACAUUUACUCGCAGAAGGUAGCGGCGCUGCAGGCGGGCGACGCGGAGGCGGCGAAGCAGGUCGGCGGCGGGAAGGAUAUCCUGAGUUUGCUCAUCCGCGCCAACCAGAACACCGACGACCCUCUCCCGAAGGAUGAAGUCCUCGCGCAGAUGUCCACGAUCGUGUUUGCUGCGAUGGACACGACGUCGUCAGCGCUCGUGCGCAUCCUCCACCUGCUCUCCACGCAUACCGACGUGCAAGAUCGUAUCCGCGCCGAAAUUCGCGCGGCAAAGCGAGAGCACGGCAGCGUCCUAGCGUACGACCAGCUCGAGGCGCUUCCGUAUCUCGACGCCGUCUGUCGCGAGACCCUCCGUCUCUACCCGCCCGUCCCGCAACUCAUGCGAAUGGCGCGAAAGGAUGUCGUCCUCCCCUUCAGCAAGCCCGUCAUCGGCGAGGAUGGCAAAGAGCUCUCGGACGUCUUCCUUCCCGCCGGCACGAUGGUCAUGAUCGCCAUCAUGAACGCGAACAGAAACAAGGAGAUCUGGGGCGGGGAUGCAGGCGAGUGGAAGCCAGAGCGCUGGCUUGCCCCACUGCCGGAGACGGUCGCCGAAGCGCAUGUACCUGGCAUCUAUAGCCAUCUGAUGACCUUCUUGGGCGGUGGACGGGCGUGCAUUGGCUUCAAGUUCUCGCAGCUCGAGAUGAAAACCGUCCUGGUCGAGCUCCUCGACACCUUCAAGGUGGCGCCCAGCGCGAAGACAGUACAUUGGCGCAUGAGCAAUAUCGUCUCACCUUACCUCGAGGAGGAGCCACAGAGGUCUCAAUGUCCCGUUCUGCUGUCGAAGGCCGACUAGUAACAACCCGUUCGUUAUUGCGUCGUGGUUCGUAUCGCCUCGGCAUCUGCCGCCGGAACCGGAAAAUACAUCCGCGGUCACGUGCAAAAAACGAACUCGGUUCUGAACUUGCUAUUAGGGAGGUUGAGCGAACAGAAUACCGUAUAUAAAGACCAAGAAUUUCGGCCGCCCCUUUCACUACCUACCCGUGGUCCCUCUAUACACAGACACUAUGCACGCAGCGCUAUAGGUACAGGUGAAGCCGAAGCCGGGUGGCCUUGGCGGGGGCCCGCUAUCUUGACAAUUUAUCUACGGAAAUCUGUUUGCUCAACCUCCCUAUUGGUAUGAGGUGCGCGCGUCUUCCUCUGGCGCAUACUGCCAACAGACAACCCUCUGGCAUAACAAUACAGUCAUUAUCCUUUGAUGA